AUGCAUAUUAUCUGGCGCGACACGGCAGAAGAAACCGACUAUGAAGCCGCACGCCUCCGAGGGAUAUUCACAAAAGACAUACCACCAUAUUACCCAUUAGCUAUCGUCCACGCCAGAACAACGAAUGACGUAAAAAAGACCAUCAAUCUAGCGAAACAGAAAAAUUGCCAGGUGGCAGUGCGUGCCGGAGGACAUUCGCAUCCUGUCUGGAGCCUUCAUCCGAACUCUAUCUUGCUUGACCUGGGCUACUGGAAGGAGCUGGACAUCGACAAUGAGACGAAGAUUGUUCGAGCAACCCCUGCUGUAACGAGUGGGGAGAUCAGUAAGUAUUUGAAUAAACGCGGCCUGUUCUUCACUGCUGCGCAUCAUCCGGAUGUCGGUCUGGGUGGGUAUAUGCUACAGGGCGGUUCGGGAUGGAAUUAUCGGAGGUUGGGCUGGGCCUGUGAAAGCCUUGAGGCAGUUGAAGUUGUGACUGCAAAUGGCAAACUUAUUCUUUGCAAUCGUUUGCAGAACCAGGAACUCUACUGGGCGGCGAGGGGUGCAGGACCGGCUUUUCCAGGCGUCGUGACAAAUUUUUACCUACAAGCAUCACCUUUCCACGCAGAAGGUGUUCGCUCCUCCGGAUAUGUCUACCCUAGCCACCGGUAUCGCGAGAUCUUCACCUGGGCGCAGUCGAUGGUAUCGAAAACGUCUCCCGAUAUCGAUAUACUGCUGAGGGCCAUGCAUUCGGAGUCAGAUGACGAUAUAUACUUGACAGUGCAGUUUUUUGCGAUGGAGAAGACAUGCUCCGACGCUGAACAGGCUCUUCAUAUAGUCGAUGAAGAACGGCCUUCAGGUGCCAUUAGCGAAUGGUUCUGUGAGGAAGACAGUCUCAAGAGCCAAUUUGCAGCGAUCAAGAAAAGUAGCCCGCCUGGAUAUUAUUACAUCACCGAUAAUGUCUUAUUAAAUAACGACUGUGACGCUAUAACUGUGCUUCAGGAAGCAUUUUUGACGUUGCCACAAAGUAAGUCAUGGGCUGCCUGGACGCCCAGGUAUCCAAGCAGUGACCACGAGAUAGCCGGUAUGGCAAAGGGAAUACAGGCAAACCAUUAUUUUGUGAUUCAUCUAAUCUGCGAGGAUGCUGUCAGUGCCAAGCAGUAUAAGAAGCAUCUGCAGGAUAUAAUGGAGAGAAUACGGCCAAGCAUUGUCGGUCACUACUUGGGUGACUCAGAUCUGAACGACGAUCCGAAGUGGUACUGGGGUGAAGAAAACACCACGCAUAAUGAUCUGACAUAG
Molecule: messenger RNA, 1275 nt
Organism: Aspergillus piperis CBS 112811
Lineage: Eukaryota; Fungi; Ascomycota; Eurotiomycetes; Eurotiales; Aspergillaceae
Product: FAD-binding oxidoreductase
Exons: 4
Coding region: 1-1275 (424 amino acids)
Molecular function (GO): oxidoreductase activity; FAD binding
Source: RefSeq, a predicted model, not a curated record